AUGGGAGAAUUAGAGUUCUUCUUAGGAAUUAAAAUCAAUCAAAGUAAAAAUGGAACUCAUCAUGUUCAUCAGUCCAAGUACACAAAGGAGCUUCUGAAGAAGUUUAAUCUUGAGGACUGCAAGAUUAUGUCAACUCUUAUGCAUCCAACCUAUUGUAUGAAUAAAGAAGAAAGUAGCACCAAGGUUGAUCAGAAGCUAUAUAGAGGUAUGAUCGGUUCCUUGCUUUACCUCACAUCUUCUAAGCUUGAUAUAUUAUUCAGUGCCGGCUUGUAUGCCAUGUUUCAAUCAGAUCCUAGAGAAACCCACUUAACUAUUGUUAAGAUAAUAUUUAGGUAUCUGAAAGGAACAAUAAAUCUGGGACUUCUUUAUAAACUAUCCCUAGAUUAUAAGCUAGUUGGAUUCUGUGAUGCUGACUAUGCUAAGGAUAGAAUUGAGAGAAAACCCAAUAAUGGAAACUGUCAAUUCAUAGGUGAAAACCUAAUAUUCUGGGCUCGUAAGAGAAAUGAAAUUAUUGCGCUAUCUACAAAUGAAGCAGAAUACAUCUCAGCUGCUAAAUGUUGUACACAAUUAAUCUGA
This is a messenger RNA of Lathyrus oleraceus (garden pea), 576 nucleotides long. RefSeq lists its product as uncharacterized. The transcript has a single exon. The record is from RefSeq and is a predicted model, not a curated record. Bases 1 to 576 code for a protein of 191 amino acids. NCBI's taxonomy places the organism in Eukaryota, Viridiplantae, Streptophyta, Magnoliopsida, Fabales, Fabaceae.